This is a messenger RNA of Moneuplotes crassus, 1088 nucleotides long. The record is from the annotation of a GenBank genome assembly. NCBI's taxonomy places the organism in Eukaryota, Ciliophora, Spirotrichea, Euplotida, Euplotidae.
AUGGAAAAAUUGAGGCAGAUUAUUGUUAUUUGCAAGUAUUGUCCUAAAGUGUGGUUGCUCGUAGCUAUGAAGCUUUAUUACCCUUACAUGAUGAGGAAGUGGUUCAAGCAGUACAAGAAUGUAGCAGUUAGUGAAGAUUUCGAUCUUAUUUAUGGAGAUCAUGACUUGGAAGAGAAUUACGAAGAUGAAGGGACUGAAAUCCAAAUUCAUGUAGAUACAAUCCUUGAGAACCCAAGAUUAGACUUCAAGCUUGAGUUCUUCUAUUCUGACAUCUGGCUCCAUGUGUACUCUCCCAGAGCAAUCAGGGAGAUGAUCGCUCUUACUCCUAAGAAGAUAGAUCGGUCUGAUUAUGAGAAACUGAACUUUGGCAAGCUCUCAGCCUAUUCUUUCGAGAAGCAAAGGACUUCAAAAGAAUGGAAAAUUCGGAGAGAAGCUGCUACCAAGCACACACCUAUAAAAAGACCCAAUGAUCAUAUUAAAAUGAUGCUUGAAGAAAUCAAAUAUGGAUCAAGGAAGUGGAAAUCUGGCAAAACUGUUGAUAUCACUGAAUUUCUUAAUGAUUUAUCCAUAGAGAUCCUUUGUAUGGCACUCUUUGGUUCUGAUUUCUUUGAAGAAUCUGGAAAAUGUCCAUACAUUAAUAAAAAGAACAAGAUAAAGAAAAUGGAUCUUCCUGAAGCGAUUCUUUAUACUUCUGAUGAUAUAGACAACAGUUACGAAAAUCCAAUGUCUCAUCACUUCCCAAUGGUCAAUGAAAAGAGUUUGGGGAAACCUUAUAAGAGAGAUAAAAAGAAUAUUCAAGAAAUACUAAAGUUCUUAUCAAACUAUUUGAAAUUUAAAGGUAUCUUUUGUAAAAUUUAACUCAGUUUUAAUUGGUUAAUUUAGGCAUCUUAAAAGUAAGUUGGCUUGAAUCAGAUAAAUAGGAUGGAUUUCAUCACAAGUUCCCUCAAAUUACAGAAGAGCAGGUUGUCAAUGACUACCUUAAUGUAAUCGAUGCAGCUAAUUAUACCUUGGAUAUUGGCCUGGUGAGCUGUCUUUUUAGGCUCAAACAAAAUCCUCAAGUUCAGGAGAAGCUAGUUGAAGAGCUCAAG